UUUCUCUGUCCAGAAAGGGGCCCCGUGGGCCCAAAGCGGGAGGGCCCCACCAUGAUGAACAACCUCCCUUUCGAGGAGACCUCUCUGGACGGGCUGGACCCCUCCUUGACGCUCCACGGAUCCAGUGACAUCGACACAGCGCUCCUCAGCGACAUUGACGAUAUGCUGCAAUUGAUCACCACGGAAGAUGGGGAUUUUCCUGGUUUGUUCGAUGGUCCGUUCUGCAGAAACGCCCCUCCGGAACCGAACCCCCAUGGGCCCAGCCUCUUCAGCACUUAUCCAGGGUCAAGCAACCCACCUUCCGCCAGCUUGUUCCCGCUUCCAUUGCAGGCCCCAGGGAGCUUCCCUCUGGCCCCAAACGUUGGGCCGAAUGCUGACCAGGCUCCGAUGGACAUCAAGGAGGAACCCGCAGCUCCGGCGCCCGCUCCGCCCCUGGCCCAGCUCCCUACAGUCAGGAGUGCAACCCCACAUUUGGUUCCGGCCCCCCAGGACCACUUUGUCGGGCAACCCUUGACGGGCUUCCCGAGGCAGAAAGAUUCUGUACUUGGCACUUUUAUCCCCUAA
Messenger RNA from Anolis sagrei ordinatus, 564 nucleotides. NCBI's taxonomy places the organism in Eukaryota, Metazoa, Chordata, Lepidosauria, Squamata, Anolidae. The record is from RefSeq and is a predicted model, not a curated record.